Manihot esculenta (cassava) is the source of this 1896-nucleotide messenger RNA. Its product is annotated as cytokinin hydroxylase. Gene Ontology annotation, molecular function: oxidoreductase activity, acting on paired donors, with incorporation or reduction of molecular oxygen; heme binding; monooxygenase activity. The record is from RefSeq and is a predicted model, not a curated record. Lineage: Eukaryota; Viridiplantae; Streptophyta; Magnoliopsida; Malpighiales; Euphorbiaceae. The transcript has 5 exons. Bases 111 to 1664 code for a protein of 517 amino acids.
CCCUCAACACCUUUCACUAAGAAAAGCUGAGCAACACCUCUUCCUCGCCAUCAAUCGCAUAAACCAGCUCUUCAAUUCUCAUCAUAAUCUUGCUAUAUAGCUAGGGAGGCAUGGUGAUUUUGGUACUCAUAAGUCUGUUGAUUAUAUUCUUGUCUUUAUUCUUCAAAAUAGCAUAUGACACCAUCUCAUGUUACUUCCUGACUCCAAGACGCAUCAAGAAGAUUAUGGAGAAGCAAGGAGUGCGUGGCCCCAAACCCCGGCCACUUACAGGCAACAUCUUAGACGUCACCUCCUUCGUCUCCCUCUCUACUUCCAAAGACAUGGAUUCUAUUCAUCACGACAUCGUUGAUCGCCUCUUGCCACAUUACGUUGCCUGGUCUAAACAAUAUGGGAGAAGAUUUAUCUAUUGGAAUGGGAUCGAACCGCGCAUGUGCUUAACAGAGACAGAAUUGAUCAAAGAACUUCUCACCAAGUACAGCAUUAAAGCUGGUAAAUCCUGGCUACAACAGCAAGGAUCAAAACAUUUUAUAGGAGGUGGCUUGUUAAUGGCCAACGGGGAUAGCUGGUAUCAUCAACGACAUAUCGUGGCGCCCGCAUUCAUGGGAGACAGACUCAAAAGCUAUUCUGCACACAUGGUGGAAUGCACCAAGAAGAUGCUCCAAUCACUGGAAAAUGCUGUAGAAUCAGGCGAAACCGAGUUUGAGAUUGGUGAAUACAUGACUAGACUCACUGCUGAUAUAAUUUCAAGAACCGAAUUUGAUAGUAGCUAUGAGAAAGGGAAACAGAUUUUCCAUCUCUUAACUGUUCUUCAAAGUCUCUGUGCUCAAGCAAGCAGGCACUUGUGCUUUCCUGGAAGUCGGUUUUUCCCGAGUAAAUACAACAGAGAAAUAAAAUCAUUGAAGAUGGAGGUGGAGAGACUGCUAAUGGAGAUCAUACAAAGCCGAAAAGACUGUGUGGAGAUUGGUAGGAGCAGUUCUUAUGGAAAUGAUUUGUUAGGAAUGCUUCUGAAUGAGAUGCAGAAGAAGAGAGGAAAUGGAUCUUUCAGUUUGAACCUACAAUUGAUCAUGGAUGAAUGCAAAACUUUCUUUUUUGCUGGACAUGAAACUACAGCUCUCUUGCUCACUUGGACAGUCAUGCUUCUUGCCAGUAAUCCUUCGUGGCAAGAAAAGGUUCGAGCCGAAGUCAAGCAGGUCUGCAACGGCGAAACCCCCUCCGUUGACCAUCUCCCCAAACUUACCUUGCUUAAUAUGGUGAUAAAUGAAUCACUGAGGCUGUAUCCUCCAGCAACAGUGCUUCCUAGAAUGGCUUUUGAAGAUUUUAAGUUGGGAGAUCUUCACAUACCAAAAGGGCUAUCAAUUUGGAUUCCUGUUCUUGCAAUUCAUCAUAGUGAAGAGUUAUGGGGAAAAGAUGCAAACGAGUUCAAUCCUGAUAGGUUUGCUUCCAAGUCAUUUGCUCCAGGCAGACAUUUCAUCCCUUUUGCUGCUGGCCCCAGGAAUUGUAUUGGCCAAACUUUUGCUAUGAUGGAAGCUAAAAUCAUUUUGGCCAUGUUGAUUUCAAGGUUUAGCUUCACUAUUUCAGACACUUAUCGCCAUGCUCCUGUCAUUGUCCUGACAAUAAAACCCAAGUAUGGAGUUCAAAUCUGUAUGAAGCCCUUGAAUCCAUAGGACACAUGUAUUGAGGUGAAAGAGAGCUUGAUCAGGGUUAAGUUUUUUGAUAAAGAUUGUCAGCAUUUUCCUUUCCUUGAAUUUUUUUUUUUUUUUUUUUUUUUUCUGGUGGGCCGGGGUUGUAUUCUAGUCAACAGAGAGAGACAUGGGAGGAUGCUUUAAGAAUAAGAAAACAAGUUAAGUUGUAGUUAUUAAUAAAAUCAAAGAAGCAUUGACAGUGAUUUUGCUUUUA